AAAAUUCUCAAAUCGCAAAUCUCCUUUUGUCAGUCCCCUCUCUCUGUGACGCCCCCAAAAUGUUGCGACAUGGUUCACGAUCCCUCUUCAACCGAGCUUCCGCCUCAUCCAUGAGGUGGCGCCGCCAGUUUUCUACCGAUCUACCUGCGGAGACUGCCGAAGACACCAAGUUUGUGGAAUCAUGGAAGAAAAUGAAUCCGAAUAUGGACCCGCCGAAAACCCCAUCGGCCUACAUGAAGCCUCGACCACCCACCCCGGCCAACAUUCCGUCCAAGCUCACUGUCAAUUUGGUGCUUCCUUAUGAUUCUGUCUUAUCUUCCAAAGAGGUUGAUAUGGUCAUAGUACCAGCAACUACGGGACAAAUGGGUGUUUUACCUGGUCAUGUAGCUACAAUUGCGGAGCUAAAACCUGGGAUACUGUCAGUUCAUGAAGGCAAUGAUGUGACCAAAUAUUUCCUCAGCAGCGGGUUUGCUUUUAUCCAUGCAAACUCUGUUGCAGAUAUAAUUGCUAUUGAGGCCACACCUGUAGACCGCCUGGACCCAAAUUUGGUUCAGAAAGGCCUCGCAGAUUUUCAACAAAAGCUAAACACAGCAUCAACCGAUGUGGAGAAAGCUGAAGCACAAAUCGGCAUAGAUGUACACAGCGCUCUCAAUGCCGCCCUUACAGGUUAAAUUUACAGCAUAAUCGAUUGAUUUAUUUUUGCUUAUGCGGAUUCUUUUUGUCUCCCUUUUUUCAAGACCUUAUGCUUGUUGAUCGAACUUUUAGAUCUCUGAGUUUUAUAUAAAGGGAUUUCUGAAUAAAUACUGGGUCUGAUGCAUUUCCCUUAACUUGUGAUCUAGUGGUUGUAACCAUGAAACAAAUUUACAAUUGGAUGGUCUCCUUUUAAGGUCAUCUGUUGUAAUUUUAACUAUGUGAGUUUAUGUUGGAGCUUUUCUAUUUUGUGGUCAA
Molecule: messenger RNA, 948 nt
Organism: Salvia splendens (bonfire salvia)
Lineage: Eukaryota; Viridiplantae; Streptophyta; Magnoliopsida; Lamiales; Lamiaceae
Product: ATP synthase subunit delta', mitochondrial
Exons: 2
Coding region: 60-671 (203 amino acids)
Biological process (GO): proton motive force-driven ATP synthesis
Molecular function (GO): proton-transporting ATP synthase activity, rotational mechanism
Source: RefSeq, a predicted model, not a curated record